Messenger RNA from Guillardia theta CCMP2712, 1311 nucleotides. RefSeq lists its product as hypothetical. The coding region runs from base 1 to 1311 and encodes 436 amino acids. NCBI's taxonomy places the organism in Eukaryota, Cryptophyceae, Pyrenomonadales, Geminigeraceae. The record is from RefSeq and is a predicted model, not a curated record. The transcript is spliced from 13 exons.
AUGUCUCAAGGUUCGUGGCAAUUUAUUUUGAAGGGAUUGCCAAGGCUGAUCGAUCUCGAAAUUGACGGCAAUGAAUGUUCUCUUGUGAGUGGCUACAGACACGUUGUGAUCGAUCAGUUGCAACAAAUCAUGCGUCUAGAUGGAACAUCGAUCCUGUCAGCUGACCGCGAGAACGCCCGGAACAUUCUCAAGUUCAAUGAGCGACAGCCCACAGAAGUGAACAGCAACAGGAGCUCACGGAAUGAACAGCAUGACGACAACGACAAUGGGGAUGACAAAGUUUCUUUCUGGACGCAUUCCGAAAUUGAUGUUCCUCCUCCUUCCAGCAGACCCAGCAGCGCUCGUCGACCUGCUACCUCUCACCAGAAUUCAGCGCAGUAUCGCCUAUCAAACACCAACAUCUCGACUGACGCAAAGCAGCUCUCAAAAGUGCUGGCGGCAAAGUCGAGUGAAUACCUUCAAGGCCCUCAGAAGAAGAUGAUGGCAGGGUUGAACGAAGACGAAAAUGCGCAAUCAGACUCGCAGAUGUUCAAAGUGACGGAGAACGCAAAUUUUCUCAACUCGAAUCCUAUCCUGUUGGAAUAUCUUGCUGAGGCUGCAGCGGGUGAAGAAGAGGAGGAAUCUGUGCCAGAAGAUGUAAAUCAUAAGGAGGGGGGCGAGGCUCAGACAAUGCUAGAGAAGAAUUUUGUAUCCGAUGGAAUCAUGUUUGUCGACUCUUCUGCUCCUAAUGCGAAUGGUCACGCUCAUCAUAAUGGUUUCGACGAUAACUCAGCAAGUCACUCGAUGAGGCAUGACAGACCGAGCAGUCGACGAAGGGUAGGGUUUGCAAAUGAGCUCAGAAAGGUGACGUCGGCAAUGUCUGCAGUGGAGGCAUUUUCAAUCGAAGAGAUUGUAGAGAUGAUGAAUACGGCCAAGCAUGCAGAUUCUCAAUCGCUGGGAGAGAUGCUGAGUGAGUUUGCAAUGGGCACAGCGGGUCAAUCUCCUCCGCAAACCAAUCAGCGACCAACCAACAAGAGUGAUGAGAUGAUCAUACGGAGACUUUUGAAGACCAUCGAAAAGUUGCAGAGUCUGCAGAGCAAGCUUGCAUUGCUUGAAUCGGGGAGCAUGCCUCAAGAGGGAAAUGUAAAUAUUGACAGCUUGAAGAAAGAAAUUGCCACACUUAAGAUAGAGAACACCAACAUGUAUCAUUUGCAAGAAGAAAAUGUUUCUCUCCGAAAGCAGUUGAAAGAAAUUCAUGAGCGAUGGAACGACAACAAAUUGAGGGAGCAAAAUUCGAGGUUGAAGACCCAAGUCAAGCACUACAAGGUCUGA